UAGAAAAGCUGAAUUUGUAGCCGUAAUGAGAGAAAAACAAUGGAAGAAAGCAAAGGAAGAGUGUGUGUAACAGGAGGAACAGGUUUCAUCGGUUCAUGGAUUAUCAAGACCCUCCUUCAAGAUGGUUACUCUGUUAACACCACUGUGAGACACAAUCCAGAACAGAAGAAAGAUGUUAGCUUUCUUACCAGCUUACCAGGAGCAUCUCAAAGGCUACAAAUUCUGAGUGCUGAUCUGAGCAAUCCAGAAAGCUUCAGUGCAGCCAUUGAAGGGUGUGUUGGAGUGUUCCAUGUUGCUACCCCAGUUGACUUUGAACAGAGAGAAGCAGAAGAAGUAGUGACCAAAAGAUCCAUUGAUGGUGCACUUGGCAUUUUGAAGGCAUGCCUGAACUGCAAGAGUGUGAAGAGAGUUGUUUACACCUCUAGUGCCUCUGCUGUGAUUUAUAGUGGCAAAGAAGAACAAGUGAUGGAUGAAAGCUCUUGGACUGACGUAGAUCUUCUCAGAGCUUCAAAGCCAUUUGCAUGGUCUUAUGCAGUUUCAAAGACAUUGACAGAGAAGGCAGUGCUUGAAUUUGGAGAACAAAAUGCCUUGGAUGUUGUGACUCUAAUUCCAUCUUUUGUUUUUGGAUCCUUCAUUAUUCCAAAGCUUCCUGGCUCGGUUCAUGCUUCAUUCAAAUUUGCAUGUGGAGAAGAAACUACAUUUGGUUCCCUCCUUGAGGUAGCUAUGGUACAUGUGGAUGAUGUGGCUAGAGCACAUAUAUUUCUGCUGGAGAAUCAAAAUCCAAAAGGGAGGUAUAAUUGUUCAAAAUGUUUGGUUACUUAUGAAAGGAUCUCUGAACUUGUUUCUGCCAAAUACCAAGAAUUUAAGCCAAAGACAGUAGACAAAAUGGAAGGUACAAAGAUACCAGAUUUAUCAUCAAAGAAGCUCACAGAUGCUGGAUUUGUGUUCAAGUAUGGAGUUGAGGAGAUGCUUGAUGAUGCAAUUCAAUGCUGCAAGGAAAAAGGGAUAUCUCUUAAGGAAUAAUAUGUAACCUUGUUUAUGUCAUGUAUGAGGAUGGAUAUCCAUAAAAUGAGACAAAAAUGAUCCAUCUGAAAAGUGGUUCAUGUUUGGACAUUAUGCUUUUGGGACCAUAAUAUGAUCUGUAUAGUAUUGCUUUAAUUUUGACAAAUUUAUGAUCA
Molecule: messenger RNA, 1178 nt
Organism: Vigna angularis (adzuki bean)
Lineage: Eukaryota; Viridiplantae; Streptophyta; Magnoliopsida; Fabales; Fabaceae
Product: vestitone reductase
Exons: 4
Coding region: 40-1023 (327 amino acids)
Molecular function (GO): oxidoreductase activity, acting on the CH-OH group of donors, NAD or NADP as acceptor
Source: RefSeq, a predicted model, not a curated record